AGCCGACCCACCAGCAUGACCUGGUCAUUGCCGCUGCGAUGGUCACCAUGGAGCCGGCCUGGUGUGAAGGCCUUGGUCACUGCCGGGGUGUUUGUAAGCAUCCUCUGGAACCUGAGAGUCUUCCUCAACCCCUCCAAAGGCUCUGGCGAAGAUUCUAAACACAGGGAGCCACUGGUGAUCCUGGUGUGGGAAUGGCCUGCAAAGCAGGUUCCCAAUGUCAGCAGAGACGUGUGCCAUGAGCUGUACGGCAUCACAGGCUGCCAGCUCACCACAGAGCGGCAUCUCCUGCACCAGGCUGAUGUGGUGGUGUUCCCCCACUCCAGGCUCCAGCCUGGCCGGGACAAACUGCCCAAGGAGAGGCGGCCAGGGCAGAACUGGGUGUGGGUCUCCCUGGAGUCCCCCUCCAACACUAGAGCUCUAGCAGCAUGGAACCAGACCUUCAACUGGGUGAUGACCUACAGACAGGAUUCAGAUAUCUUCAUCCCCUAUGGCAAGCUUGUGCCCAACAGGUCAGCCACUGUGAACAUCCCUGCAAAGACCAGCUUGGUGUCCUGGGUUAUCAGCAACUACCACAGGACUCAGAAAAGAGCUGAAGUCUACAAAAACCUCUCCAAGUACCUCCAUGUGAAUAUAUAUGGGAAAGCAAACAACAAGCCCCUCUGCAAGGACUGCCUCUUGCCAACAAUAUCAAAGUCCAAGUUCUACCUGGCCUUUGAGAACUCCAUCCACCGGGACUACAUCACAGAGAAACUCUGGAGGAACUCACUGCUGGCUGGUACUGUGCCUGUGGUGCUGGGGCCACCCAGGGCCAACUAUGAGCAGUUUGUUCCUGCAGACUCCUUCAUCCAUGUCAAUGACUUUGGCUCCCUGGAGGAGCUGGCCACCUUCCUGAAGACCAUGAACUCCAGCCGCUACCAGCAGUUCUUCGCCUGGCAGAGGAGGUUCAGUGUGAAGCUCUACACCGAUUGGAGGGAGCGGAUCUGUGCCAUCUGCACGGCCUACCCCCGCCUGCCCCAUGGCCACCUAUAUCCUGACCUGCAGGGCUGGUUCAACUCCUAGUGUGCCAAGA
Molecule: messenger RNA, 1069 nt
Organism: Hirundo rustica (Barn swallow)
Lineage: Eukaryota; Metazoa; Chordata; Aves; Passeriformes; Hirundinidae
Gene: FUT7
Product: fucosyltransferase 7
Exons: 1
Coding region: 16-1059 (347 amino acids)
Cellular component (GO): membrane
Molecular function (GO): alpha-(1->3)-fucosyltransferase activity
Source: RefSeq, a predicted model, not a curated record